AUGUGGAACCGAUUUCGAAAUGCAACAAGUUCUUCCAAAAUCAAAGGGACCAAGGAAAAAGAGAACAGGUGUACCCUAAAAAAAUCGGUUUCCAUGGACUCCCUGCACCAAAAACAACCAUCAACAUAUAUAAGAAAAAGAAAUGGAAGCCUCGACGCAAAUUUAUUCAGUAAUAGUUAUUGGUUCACUCAUGACAUGUCAACGGCGAGCGAGCAUUCAUCACGUUCAAAGGAAGAAACCUUUGUCAUCGCGUUAAUCGGAAAACCCUCCGUGGGAAAGUCAACGAUAGUGCGAACAGGUUUAAGUAACUUGGCACCAAUAAAAAAUGUCGGAGUGGAAGUCAACGUGUUGCACGCCCCUACGCUGAUCACAGAAAUUGACGUCGACGAUCAGUCAUAUCCCGUAGAAAUCUUGGAAAUCCAGGAAAAUGUUUUUAACAUGAAGUCCGGUUUAAAGUGGCCGAGGGAACUUCGAGAAAUUGACGGAGUUUUAGUCUGCUAUGACGUAACAAAUCGCUCGUCAAUAGCAAAUAUUGCUUGGCUGUUAAAUGCAUUCAGGGAAUUUCAAGUCCCUUCGAUAUUGGUGGCAUGUAAGACAGAUAGUGAACUCGCAAAAUGUCAAGUAGAUACGCAGUACGGCGUGAAACUCGGCGACCUGUUUAAUGUCGGAUUUGUUGAGUUGGACACAAGAACAGAUCAAGGUGUGCAAAAGAUACACGACGUAUUUUCCAUGCUUCUAAGACUGUCGAUACGACAACGAGAAUUCUCGAAGAAAGAAAAGAAUAAAAAAUCAGUUAACAAUUCGGCGCAUGUACAAAGCACUGGUAGCGAUGUAGAUCUUGGAAAACGCAUUUUAAAUCAUCGGAGGUCCUCAAGUGACCAAAGUAAUGAGUCGAGGGGAAAAAAUCGACUUGUUAAUUUACCAGCGGUAAAAUACGUGAGUUCAUAUUACGCCAGUCGAUUCGGUUCUUUGAAGAGAGAAUCAAGAAAAUCUCAGUCUCUUUUGGACAGACAAAAUAAUGAAGACGAAUCUUCACUUCCUAUUCUCAUAACAUCAAGUUCCUCAUCUUCGAAUGCCUCGGAAAUUGCUGUUGCACCAUCUCCGCAAACGUCACAAAAAAAUUCUAUGACGUCUUCACAAGCUCCUAAACCUCACCGACGAUCACUCCUUCCAUCGUCGACACUCUUACAAGUCAUAGAGGCAGAAGAAGAAAAAGAUAUCGGCUCCGGACACAACAGAGUUUCUUGUUGCAGUUAUGAUUCCACGAUUAGUUCCGUGAGUGUGAAAAGCGGUAUUUCUUCGACUUGGGACAAUUUGUUGGUCAACGAACUAAUUUCCGAGAGAGAAUUGAACAAGUGUGCAGGGUGUGUAUGGUCAACGAUGUGCCUACUUUUGUUAGAUACUUUGUUAAUUAAAUUGAUCAAACUCGAUAGCAACAAGGAUGAAGGUCUGACGAUCGAUGAAUUAAUUCAGAGGUUGACGAUAGGAGGCCAAUAUGACACAUCCGAGGAUUCGUUUAUGAUAUCGUUUUACGUAAUAUAUCGGACCUUCAUGAGACCCCGAGAUGUUCUCGUCAAGUUAAUGCAAAGAUUUCGUGAUUGCGGGGAACUGGAUGACAAAAGGAAUACGACCCACGAGAAAAUAUGUAACCUGUUGUACCAUUGGAUCACUCAACAUCCUCAUGAUCUCAUUCAUCCGCAAACGCGAAAGAUGAUGCGCCAAUUUCUUGAUAUCAUUAGUAAUUGCUCUCAUCUCACGUAUUACGCGAUCAUCCUUGCUCCUCUAAUAAACGGCACAAUACCCAGUGAGGAUCCGGAUGUUUCAUGGGGACUUUCAGACUUGUACGAUGAGGAAUUGGAUGAACUAGAUUCUCCAGAGGAACAGAUAAUAGUCGAUAAAAUAUCAGCAUUACAUAAUCCAAAGAAAGAUAGUGGAUUCGGCAGUUGGAUAGUGGUUGGUGAUAAAGAGGGAAUCAUCCUCGACAACAUUGCUCCACCGCCUCGCGUCAGUCGUCCUUCCCUACAAAAUCAUCGUAAAGCAUCCUUAAUCAUCAUUUCGAAUGGUCUUGAAGGAAGACCAAUGAGUCAAAUGACAUUUGAGGAAUUGCCCGAGAAAGUGAUUGCGAGUGAAUUGACAUACCAGGAAUUUCAGCUCUUUAAAAAAAUCUCGGGACGAGAUUUGUUGAGGCACAUCUGGACUCCACAAAACAACAUAAUACGAGAAAAAGGAAAGGUUGCAAAGUCCAUUCAGCAUUUUAACUUUAUAUCAAAUUGGGUUGUUGCGAUGAUAUUAUCGCAAGAGAAAUUGAAAAAUCGUGCGAACAUGAUGAAGAAGUUUAUGAAAGUUGCAAUAAUUGUUCGGGAAUCCAACAAUUACAACACAUUGAUGGCCAUCAUUGCGGCGAUAAAUUCCGCACCAAUACUGCGUCUUCGUCAAACACGUGACUCACUUAAAGGUAGAUCUACGUGUAAGAAGUUUAAUAACCUGGAGAACCUAAUGUCUAGCGACAAGUCAUUUGGUAAUUACCGUUUGGCACUAAAAUCUUCGAUGAGUCGCGACGAACAAAAAGCGAUACCUUAUCUUGGUGUUCAUUUGCAAGAUUUGUUAUCGAUAGGCGAAGGAAACAGAAAUUUCCAAAAGGACGGUAAAAUACAUUGGAAUAAAUUUUCGCUAAUGUGCGAUGUCAUCAACAUGAUUUACAAAUAUCAAAGGUCGCCCUAUAUUCUGAAGAGCAACAAAUUUAUUGAGAAGUUCAUCAAUGACACUUUGAUAUUGAACGAUGAUGAAUCGUACAACAAAUCCUUAGAACUCGAACCACGGGUUCAGAGGGCUGCAAGUACAAGUAGAGUUCGACGGCGCUGA
Molecule: messenger RNA, 2862 nt
Organism: Acaulospora morrowiae
Lineage: Eukaryota; Fungi; Glomeromycota; Glomeromycetes; Diversisporales; Acaulosporaceae
Source: the annotation of a GenBank genome assembly